AUGGGUCGCCAUUUUCCAUCCGACCCUCAAGUCUGUGGCCACCUGAUGACAGACGGCACUCUCGGCCGCACGGGCAAGAUGGCGCUGACGUCGUGGCUUCUGGCGCCGAUACGGGCGCCCAGGGCGCUCCCGCUCCUCCCAGGCGCCAUCGACGACGCGAUGACCCGGGAAGGCACGGCGACGUGCGCGCCAUCCGCCGCGACGACCGGCGCCAAGCGCAAGUCGCCGUCGUCGUCGUCGGGCGUCAACCCCUUCUCGAUCGCGUCACGCGCCGCGUCCGCCCCGUCCACCUCCUCGCGCCGCGGCGCCGAUCCAAACCCCGAGACGUUACCCCGCGGCGACUACCACCUCCCGAACCACCCGUCGUCGCUCCUGCGAUACGAACCGGCGGCGAUGUCGUGCACGCGGGACGAGUACGAGCAACUCUGGCGAUUCGCCGAUUCCGUCGCACCCACGCCCAACCCGAUGAACAGAAACGUCAACCUCCUCCGAAAACAGGCGACGUUCGGGGCGACGUACAGGUUCGGCGCCCAGGUGAGUCAGCGCGUGGACCUACCGUCGCGUGACACGUGGCCGGCGCUGGUGCGCAGGUGCGUGGAUGAUGCCGUCCAACGCGUCGAUCCGUCCGACGGAGCGAGGGACUCGUACCGAGCGAACGUCGCCGCGCACGUGAACUGGUACCCAAACGGUCGUUCCGGGAUGGGCCGGCACAGGGACGCGGAGCCGGACCUCGUCCCGGGAGCGCCGAUAUUCUCCUACAGCUUCUCCUCCGCGAGCGCAGACGGGUUGCCGCGAAUCUUCGACGUGUACCGGUUGGGAGCGAAGAGACCGAUCGCGGCGGUGCCACUCUCCCACGGGGACGUGCUGGUGAUGGCGGGGACGACGCAGGAGACGCACGAGCACGGGGUUCGGGCGACGGCGAAGAGGGCGUACGCGGGGGAGAGCAGGAUAAACGUCACGGUCAGGGCGUUCAAGCCGGGAUCGCUCGCGGUGCGCGUCGAAAAGUAG
This is a messenger RNA of Micromonas commoda, 1008 nucleotides long. RefSeq lists its product with no specific name. The record is from RefSeq and is a predicted model, not a curated record. NCBI's taxonomy places the organism in Eukaryota, Viridiplantae, Chlorophyta, Mamiellophyceae, Mamiellales, Mamiellaceae. Gene Ontology annotation, molecular function: dioxygenase activity. Gene Ontology annotation, cellular component: nucleus. Gene Ontology annotation, biological process: DNA repair; DNA alkylation repair. The transcript has a single exon. Bases 1 to 1008 code for a protein of 335 amino acids.